AUGUUGCGUAACUUGCUCUCGAGUCUGGGGACUUUGUUUCUGCUGGCUGCCGUCGCCCAGGCCCAGUUCCAGUUCUUCGAGCACAUGUUUGGCGGCAAUCAGCAACAACAAGCUCAACACCAGGCCUCCCAGAAUGUCCCCAGCGACAGCGGUCGAUAUCAGAAGAUGUGGGCUCAAGCGCAAUGCAGCAACUACCUCUGUCCUGGAACUCUCGCAUGCGUUUCCGUCCCUCACCACUGCCCCUGUGCGCACCCCGAUGUUGAAGAAAAAGUUGAGCUAGGAGAAGGAAGCGCGAUCUGUGUCUCGAAGGGAGGAUUCAAGGCCGGCGAGGCUGCUCGGAAGAUCGAGCUAGCCCGCAAGGGCCUUUUGUGA
This is a messenger RNA of Penicillium subrubescens, 372 nucleotides long. RefSeq names its product protein lcl2 (gene lcl2). The coding region runs from base 1 to 372 and encodes 123 amino acids. The transcript has 2 exons. Lineage: Eukaryota; Fungi; Ascomycota; Eurotiomycetes; Eurotiales; Aspergillaceae. The record is from RefSeq and is a predicted model, not a curated record.